This is a messenger RNA of Myotis brandtii (Brandt's bat), 2969 nucleotides long. RefSeq names its product nephronophthisis 1 (juvenile) (gene NPHP1). The coding region runs from base 340 to 2805 and encodes 821 amino acids. Gene Ontology annotation, molecular function: protein binding. Gene Ontology annotation, cellular component: cilium; cytoplasm. NCBI's taxonomy places the organism in Eukaryota, Metazoa, Chordata, Mammalia, Chiroptera, Vespertilionidae. The transcript has 23 exons. Gene Ontology annotation, biological process: protein localization involved in establishment of planar polarity. The record is from RefSeq and is a predicted model, not a curated record.
CCAAUGCUCCAGCCACUGAACCACACUGGCCAGGCCAAGAAAGGAUCAACUUUUUAUUUAUUUUUACCAGGUUUUUCUUAAUGACUGGUGACAGUGUGAGGAGGGAGCCUUGUGUUAGUGAAGAGUCUGAGGACCUGGGAAGGAAGGCACGGAUGGGAAAUGGUGUGGAGUCCUGGAACCUGGCCCAAGGGGAGGAGGAGGGCAGUCAGAGUUGGCCCCCAGUCUGUUGUCUCAGCAGGUGUUGGAGUGGGGAACCCAGGAGCCCCAGUCCCUGCCGACCUGUCAUGAGCUGGCAAGUGGAGCCAGUGCUGCAGGCUGAGAAGGACUCAGCAUGAGAAGAUGCAGGAUGUGAAGGGCAGCAGGAAAGAUGGAGGCCCGGAGCCCAACUCUGUCUUAGAGUUUGUGGCUGAGGACCUGGAGCUUCCCCUUGUGGCCCAGGAUGAGGAUGGUUACAUCGCCGUACUGGAUUCAGAGAUGGCGCCACUAAUGGCGGUUGGGAUGCCUGAGCCCAAGGGUGAAGCUACCCAAGUUAGAGAUUCUCGCUGGCAUGAGCCUGUGAAACAGCUUGUUGAAGAUGGAUAUAGAGCACUGGACAGAAAUGAUUUCUCCUUGCACUUAUGCACCAAUUUUAUUUUUAAAAUAAAAUGUCAAACACCUUUGAACUUUUUAUUAAAAGUACAAGUAUCUUAUUGGCCAUGCGGUUCACUGCAUCAAGAGACCUGGAUUUUCAAACGAUAUGUUGAUAGUUUGCUUUCUGAGAGUCAAUUGAAAGGAACUCUAGAAACCAGUAAAAGGCGAGAUAUUUACCAAAGAGAAGAGUGCCCUGUUAAGGACGGAGAACAGAGAGGGGUGAGGUGUAUCCAAUUAAAACAGGCAAUCGACGAAAAUAAAAAUGCUCUUCAAAAAUUAAGCAAAGCCGAUGAACCCGCACCCGUUGGAAACUAUCACCAGAAAAAGGAGGAGGAGCUCAGUCUCUUGGACAAGCUGACCCACCAACUGCAGGAACUUGCCGUGUCCAUAAGUAGAGAAAGUAGAACUGAAAUUGAGGCACUUACCGAAAGAGAGGAAGAUAAUGAUUUUGCUGAAGAAGAUGAAGAAGACAACGAUGAUGACAAAGAAGAAAGUGAAGAAAGUAGUGGGGAGGAAGAAGAAACAGAAGAGGAAGAGGAAGAGGAAGAGGAAGAGGAAGAGAAACAGGAAAAUGAAUCUCAGCGGCAGGCAACAGAUGAAGAAUGCAUUGCUGUUGGAGAUUUUAUUGCUCAGCAGGCUGGGGACCUUACAUUUAAGAAAGGGGAAAUUCUCCUUAUAAUUGAAAAACACCCUGAUGGUUGGUGGAUGGCUAAAAAUGCCAAAGGAAACAAAGGUCUCGUUCCCAGAACCUACCUGGAGCCCCAUCAUAAAGAAGAAGGCCACGAGUCAGGUGAAGAAGGCAGUGAAGGCGAUGUGGAGGUGGCGGAAGAGAGAGCAGAGGGAGCACAAGUUGAGCACAGAACUGAUUCUCACUGGAGUGCUGUCCAGAAAGCUCUCUCAGAGCAUCUUCAGCAGAUAAACACUGUUGAUGUGCUGACCACGAUGGGAGCCAUUCCUGCUGGGUUCAGGCCGUCCACGCUCUUCCAGCUGCUGGAGGAAGGGAAUCAAUUUCGAGCAAGUUACUUCUUACAGCCAGAGCUCACUCCUUCACAGCUGGCCUUCAGGGAUCUCCUGUGGGAUGCUAAGACAGGCACUAUUAGGUCAAGAGCAAGUCGUGUUUCCUUGAUCCUGACCCUCUGGAGCUGUAAAAUGAUUCCUGUUCCGGGAGUGAGCAUCCAGCUCCUCAGCAGACACGUGCGCCUCUGUCUGUUUGAUGGCAAUAAGGUUCUGAGCAAUAUUCAUACAGUCAGAGCCACAUGGCAGCCUAAAAAGCCCAGAACAUGGACCUUUUCUCCCCAGGUUACUGGGACCUUGCCGUGCUUGCUUGAUGGUGAUUGUUUUAUCAGGUCCAAUUCUGCAUCUCCCGAUCUUGGAAUAUUAUUUGAACUUGGAAUUUCUUAUAUUCGUAAUUCAACUGGUGAAAGAGGAGAAUUAAGCUGUGGCUGGGUGUUUCUUAAACUUUUUGAUGCCAAUGGAAUUCCUAUUCCAGCAAAGACUUAUGAGCUCCUCCUGAACGGUGGCACCCCUUAUGAAAAAGGUGUGGAAGUGGACCCUUCCGUCUCCAGAAGAGCACAAGGGAGUGUUUUCCAUCAGAUGAUGAUGAUGAGGAGGCAGCCGCAGCUUCUAGUAAAACUGAGGUCUUUGAACAGAAGAUCAAGAGACCUACUAAGUUUACUGCCGGAAACAUUAAUUGGAAGCAUGUCCUACAUUCAUUUGUUGAUAUUUUAUCGCCAAAUUCUUGGAGAUGUACUCCUAAAAGACAGGUUGAGCAUGCAAAGUGCUGAUUUGAUCAGUAAUCCCGUACUGGCCACCUUCCCCAAGCUCUUGGAGCAGCCUGACGUGAUGGAUGCGCUCAGGAGUUCGUGGGCUGAAAAAGAAAGUACAUUAAAAAGAUCGGAAAAGAGAGACACAGAGUUCCUGAAGACUGCUUUUCGCCUAGUUUACCACGACUGUGCAGUGCCCCUUCUCCACUCCACACUCCUGCCCCCGUUCAGGUGGGCAGAAGAAGAGACCGAGGCCGCGCGGUGGAAAGUCAUCGCGGACUUCCUGAAGCAAAACCGAGAAAACCAGGGCGCCCUCCCAGCUCUGCUGUCACCAGAGGGUGUCCAUGAACCUUUCGACAUUUCAGAGCAGACCUACGACUUCCUGGGUGAGAUGAGACAGAAAGCAGCCUGACUGGUGGCCCGCGGCCCUCCAGGCCCACCAUGCUGCCCGAUAAAGUACAGCCAGAAGUAAUCGUCCCGUGGAACUUAGCUUUACUCGUCCUUGUGUGGACCACAUUCUAUAAGAAAUACCCAUCUGGUCAUGUGAAUCUUUUAAUAAAUAAGUUUUUAUAAGGA